CCUCGUCCUCGUGUAGACCCCAACCAAAUGCCUUCGCCAGUACAAGUCAGAGAACACGACGAAGAAUUAUUUUCGGAAAAGUUCUUUGGAACUCUUGAACGGGAUAAAGUACCCCUGGCUACAACACCUUAUAUUGGUCUUGAUCAAGGAAAUGCCAAUCCUCGGUUUAUACGUUCUACUGUCGAUAGGGUUCCUUAUUCUAAAGACUUAGCAGAUACCUCAAAAUUACCAAUGGGUCUCGUAAUACAACCUCUUGCAAAGCCAAGACCUGAUGAAGUGGCUAUUCAGACCGUAGACCAUGGAGAAGAAGGACCAAUCAGAUGUUCACGCUGCCGUGCCUACAUCAACCCGUUCUCUACAUUUAUCCAAGGAGGCGGACGAUAUGCGUGCAACAUUUGUUCUCAUUCUAAUGAAGUGCCUUCAUGGUACUUUGCAAACUUGGACAUGUCGGGACGGCGUAUUGAUGUGGACCAGCGGCCCGAGUUGAGAUACGGAUCAGUUGAAUUUGAAGUACCUCCAGACUACAACUCAGCACGUAAACCAGUUCCGCUCCACUACGUGUUCGCAAUUGAUGUGUCAAUGCAGUCCGUCCAAAGUGGUACACUAAAGGCAUGCUGUGAAGCACUUUCACAAGCACUCUAUAGUCCCACAAAUGGACAGAGCACCUUUGUACCAGGAAAUAAAAUAGGAAUAUUGACAUUUGACAAAGGAGUCCAGUUUUACAAUCUUUCGCCAUCUUUGUCCCAGGCUCAGAUGAUUGUGGUUUCAGAUAUAAACGACAUGUUUUUACCGCUACAAGAUGGGUUUUUGGUAGACCCAUACGAAGCAAAGGACCUUGUAUUAGAAUUAUUGAAAAAUAUCCCAGUUAUGUUCAAGGAUAACAUCAAGCCAGAAUCUGUCUAUACUUCAUCCGUGCGUGGUGGUAUGCUUGCAUUGGAAAAAACAGGAGGUCAUUUAUAUGUCUUCCAGUCUACUUUGCCUACAUUUGGACCAGAUGCUCUAAAGGCCCGCGACGACAAGGCUCUCUACAAUACUGACAAAGAAAAGCCAUUGCUAAACCCUCAGAGCGAGGCCUACACAAACCUUGGCAAGGAGUGUGUAAAGAACGGAGUGUGUGUUCAUUCUUGGUUAUUUGCUUUCCAAUAUAUUGAUGUUGCAACUCUUGGAAUUGUGUCUGAAUUGACUGGAGGUGAUGUGCGAUACUAUCCAAAAUUCGCUACCCACGAAACAAAGAAACUGGCUUUCCAAUUAAGCCAUGAUUUGCAUCGUGAAUCUGGUUAUGAUGCAGUUUUACGUAUUCGAUGCUCUGAUGGGCUUCAAGUUGUCGAUCAUUACGGAAAUUUCCACAUGAGCACUUACACCGACAUGGAAUUGGCUGGUAUUGACGAGGAUAAAGCAGUAGCAGCUGUUUUUAAGCAUGACAGUAAACUUGACCUUGAUCGUGGUGUGUCGUUCCAGUGUGCUAUGCUCUACACUACCAAGGAUGGCCAUCGUCGCGUGCGUGUCCAUACCCUUAGUAUACCAGUUACUUCUCAAAUUGUCGAUGUUUUCCGUUGCGGUGACGAAGAUGCGACUAUUAGUGUAAUGCUUCGAAAAGCCAUUUUUGAUUUACACCACAAGAUCAGAAAAACUGUCCAUCAAAUGCUUACAGAUGCAUGCGUCCAAGUGCUUACUACAUACCGUACCAAAUGUGCUGCGUCUACUUCUCCAGGCCAAUUGAUUCUCCCAGAAGGAUUUAAACUUUUACCCAUUCAUGUACAUGCAGCAAUUCGAUCAGCUGCUUUACGAGGAGUGGGGGCUGAUAUGAAUGCUGAUGCUCGAUCUGCGGGAAUGACAAUGUUUAAUGGCAUGGGUGUCAAAGAGUUUGUCCUGACAUUAUAUCCUCGUAUGUACGCAUUGCACAACCUAACCGAUCAGUCGGGGACACAGGACCUUCGAGGGGAUGUAAAGUUACCACCUAUGGUUCGUUGUUCUUAUGAACGUCUUGAUAGCCAUGGUGCUUAUAUUCUUGACACUGGAUCUGAUCUUUUUAUCUGGCUUGGAAAGAACAUUCCUUCAUCUUUCCUCGAAGAUGUAUUUGGCGUCUCUCACUUAGAACAAGUAGACUCAAAUAUGAGUUCUUUACCUGCAUUUACAACCGAAUUGUCCCACAAAGUACAUGCUUUGGCAAGACAGUUUCAAUCAGAAAGAUCACGUUACCUCGAACUUCGGGUGGUCCGACAAGAUAUGGAUCCACUCGAGUUCAUUUUCUCAACAUGGAUGGCAGAGGAUCGUAACGCCGAAGUACAAACUUAUGUAGACUUUAUGUGUGUACUACACCGCAAAAUCCAGGACGAAAUGAAAAAAUCGAACAAUUACUAA
This is a messenger RNA of Phycomyces blakesleeanus NRRL 1555(-), 2361 nucleotides long. RefSeq lists its product as hypothetical. Gene Ontology annotation, biological process: endoplasmic reticulum to Golgi vesicle-mediated transport; COPII-coated vesicle cargo loading; intracellular protein transport. The annotation marks the transcript as partial. Gene Ontology annotation, cellular component: COPII vesicle coat; endoplasmic reticulum exit site. The record is from RefSeq and is a predicted model, not a curated record. NCBI's taxonomy places the organism in Eukaryota, Fungi, Mucoromycota, Mucoromycetes, Mucorales, Phycomycetaceae. Gene Ontology annotation, molecular function: SNARE binding; zinc ion binding. The transcript has 12 exons.